AUGGAGGUCCGCUCACAUCGGCUCAUAGACAGCUUUAGGACACUCUCCGAUGCGUCCUUGGCGGGCAGCGAGGAGUAUGACCCCACGCAGCCGCUGCUGGUCGAGGGCAACACUCCGACUAGCAAGCCGCCGUCACGCCUCUCGCGGCUAGGGCUGCCGCCGCGCGAGGAUGGCCCUGGCACCCUGCCCGUCAUCUCGCUGGAGGACUCGCCUUCCACCACACCCGGCAGCAGCAUCCUCGUCAGCGUGAUCAUCCUGGCGAAGACGAUCAUGGGGGCGGGCAUGGCGGCGCUGCCGCACGCCUUUGAGAUGCUGGGCCUGCUGACCGCGGGCGCCUUUCUGCUGCUUGUGGCCUACAUGACACACUUCACAAACCAGUCCCUGGCGCUGGGCACCGUGGUGACAGGCCACAUGAGCUACCCAGAGGUUGUGCGCGUGCUGUGCGGCAAGCCCGGCUCGCUGCUCCUGCUGCUCUCCCUGGUCUGCCGCUGCGCCGGCCUCAUGAUCAUUUAUAUCAUCAUCUCAGCAGACGUGCUGGCGGGGCACCCCGGCUCCCCGGGCCUGGUGUGCGACCUGCUGGGCGCCGACGGCAGCGGCUGGUGCGGCAACCGCCAGCUGGCGGCGGGCACGGUGGCAGCGCUGUGCAUCGCGCCGCUCGUCACGCCCAAGCGCCUCUCCUCCACAGUCAUCACCAGCUGGAUCGGCAUGGUGGCGGUGGGGACGUGGGUUGUGGUGACGGCGGCGCUGGUGGGGGCAGCGGCGGUGCAGGGCAAGGCGUUCACAGUCUUCUGGCUGCCCGAUCCCGAUGCCUUCAGCGGCGGUAUGCUGCAGGAGGUGACCCAGAUCGUGGCUGUGCUGCCGGUGCUGGGCACAGCCUACACCUGCCAGAUGACCAUCCACCACAUCAUGAGGGAUCUCAAGCCCUUCACCGAGCGCCGCGUGACUGUGAUGUCGGCUGCCGCCAUCACCAUCUGCACCCUCUUCUUUUUGUCAGUCGCCGUUGGUUCCCAGGUUGCCUUUGGGCCCUCCAUCCCCGCCGACGUGCUCACCCUGUUCAACGCCAAGAACCUGGAGCCGCUGGUGGGCGCCGCCUGCGGCCGCGCCUUCUACAUCCUCGUGCGCCUCGGCUUCCUGCUGUCCGUCAUCACCAUCGCCCCCUCCCAGGCAAGCAAGCGCUGCGCCGGCCUGAUGGCUCCGUACCGGGAGAGCCUGUCGCGGCUGCUGGCGGGGCGGGAGCUGCAGGGCGCUCCCAACUACCUGGUUACCUACCUCUCCCUGGCCCUCUUCUACCUCAUAGCCAUGCACAGCGGCAGCAUCUGGGUGCCUAUCCAGUUUGUGGGCGCCACCGCGGGAGCGCUGAUUGCGUUCAUCUUCCCGGCCCUGGUGGCCUUGAAGGCGCUCAAGGGGAGGGACCCUGUGGGCUACUGGCAGUGGAAUGCGUGGGCGCUCAUCGUACUGGGCGUGCUGCAAGCUGUGGCCGGCGUGGCUGCGGUGCUGUUCUUUUCUGACAAAGGCCACAAUGCCAGCGGCAGCGGGCUGAUGGCAUACCUGUUCUGA
This is a messenger RNA of Chlorella variabilis, 1557 nucleotides long. RefSeq lists its product as hypothetical. Gene Ontology annotation, molecular function: amino acid transmembrane transporter activity. Gene Ontology annotation, biological process: amino acid transmembrane transport. The transcript is spliced from 10 exons. The record is from RefSeq and is a predicted model, not a curated record. Bases 1 to 1557 code for a protein of 518 amino acids. NCBI's taxonomy places the organism in Eukaryota, Viridiplantae, Chlorophyta, Trebouxiophyceae, Chlorellales, Chlorellaceae.